CUCCGGCGUUCGUUCCGAAUUUGCCAUUCAUCGAAGUAGCUUCUUAACAUGGCGGUAUCGAAUAGCCGUGCGUUACUAAUAUUGGUGGUGAGUUGUUGUCUCCAUGUUACUGUUAGGGGCAACAUAAUCCGGCUUUUUUCAACAAACCCGCCGGAUUUCGUCAAUGUUUCUGAUCUUAGGGCCAGCAUAAGAACUGUGGUUGACAACCUGGGAAAUCGACUUCGGUGCGAUGAACAUGGACUCAAACACGCCGAAUGUGUGAAGUGUUUAGAUACAGACAACAUCAUUCAACUGCUGAAGCUAGAUCCUUUGUCCAAGUCUGUGUCUAGACAGAGCGCUGAAGAUUUGGCUGUCUUUCUUGCUCACCAAAUCCUGUACUUCGAAUCCAUGUGCAUAUCUUUCGCAAAAGGGUGUGCCAGCAUUGAAGGAUGCGAAGACGAAGUUUUGGAAGUCAUGGGAAGAUAUUCCACAUCCACAGAAUCCUUGGUGAAAGUCCUUAGAAUUUUCAAGCUCUAUCUGAAAGAAGGGGAUAGCAAAAAGUGUUUUAGUGCGGAAGAAGUCUUAAACGAAUUGCCUUAUAGUUAUAAUGGAAAAGAUGCAGUUAAAGAAACUCGACAUUUGUUCGCCGUCGUUAUGGGUCGAAUAAUUGAAGGAAAAUGUAUUGACAUUGGAGAGUCGACCACAGACUUUUUGGAUGAUAUUUUUCAUCAUUAUGGAGACAACUGCUCACCUUACAUGAGUUUAGAUGGCCUAAAACGCAUGAUACAUGACUUACAAAGUGGUAAAGGCAAUGACCACGAUCACAGUCAUCAUCACUCACACCAUCACGACAAUGCAAACGAAGAUGUACACGAAUGUGAUCAUGUGCAUGGCCAUUUUGCUCAUAGCCAUCAUGACCAUAACCAUGAUCAUGAACACGAUCAUCCUCAUGCAGAUAAUUAUCGUAGCCAUCCUCAUCAUGGUCCCAUCCAUAAUCAUCACGACCACGAUCAUUCCGGUCAUGAUCAUGGUCAUGACCACUCACAUGAUCAUGGAGAUGCAGAUGAUUUCCACGAUUAUUUUCGAAACAAACACGCAAGUUCAUUGCCUAAAGACAAAACAACAGCGCCAAAUAGAGAUUCGAAUCAAAGUGAUGGAGCAGCAUCGUUUGUCACUGAAUCAUCCACUCCUGUUCCUUCUGAAAAGACUACAGAAGGCGAAAUCAAUACCAGUAAAACAACAGUCUAUUUCGAAGCAUCAGAUAUGGAAGCUUCUAAUGACACAUCAACAAUUCCCCAAGAUAAAACCUCAGAAACUCCCCUCUCAAGUGAUGAUAGUGAUUUUGCUAUGAAUCGAAGUCGCCGAUCGACUAUGGAAGAAAAAGACUUCAUCGCUCCAGCGGCAUCGCUAAGAAGCGAUUUAUCGCACCCAGAAAAGAAGCAUCGAAUUGAGAUGCAUCAGUCAUCCCCAUCUCCAAGAGAUGAUGUAAAGAAGGUAUAUUUAUUGCAGAAUGAAGAGCACAAUCGAUAUGUUGAUCUGGAACCGAGCGGAAUUCCCCAUCAGUUUGCUAGCCUUGCUUCUAAGUGUUUGAGCCCGGAAGACCUCAUGCAGAAAUUUGGCCACCGAGAGAACAGUACUAUCACUAAAAGUGACUUCUUGGAAUUAUGUCCAGCUUUGAUCCAGCAGAUAGUCAGUGGGGUUUGCACUGAUUCAGCUUUACCACCACCUCCUCUGCCAUCUCGCAUGGAAACAUAUGGUUAUGGAUCUCUGUCGGUUUUCAUCAUAAGUUUGACUUCGCUGGCCGGCGUUCUGCUUUUACCUAUAAUGACAAAACGUGCUUACAACUAUAUCAUAUCCGGAUUUUAUGGUUUGGCAUUCAGUACUCUUGCCGCUGAUGCCCUGCUACAUCUGAUGCCUCAGUUUCUUGGUCUUCAUACCCAUGGUCCCGGUGAGGACCACGGCCAUUCGCAUGAGGGAGGUUACUUCGAACCUUACGCACAACUACAGUUGGGUGUCUUCUUCACCAUCUAUGGACUCUUCUUGUUCGAAUCUAUUAUGUGUGCUAUCCAAAAGACUGACCACCAUUCUCACGGCCAGGAGAGUAAAGGACACGGUCACAGUCAUGUUCACCUUCCGGACGAGUUACCCACCUUGAUAUCGGUCAAGACCAAGUCCGAGACGCAAUUGCCUGUGUCAAGAGACCAGUCCAGUUCUUCUCUGGACACUGAAAUUGUCGAAGUCGAAGCAAUUAAAAAGCCACCGAAUCUUAUGGUCAAUAAACCAAUCUUCUUAGGUCUCACUUCUAUGGCUAUCGUCGUGACACUUGGCGACUCCAUUCACAAUUUUGGCGAUGGUUUGGCUAUCGGAGCAGCAUUUUCCACCGGAAUACGGGGUGGCUUAUCAACGUCUAUAGCUGUUUUCUGUCAUGAGCUUCCGCAUGAAUUCGGUGAUUUCGUCGUUCUUUUAUCGACUGGCUUGUCCUUCUCCAAGGCCCUGUGGAUAAACUUCCUAAGUGGCCUCACUUGUUUCGUGGGUCUUUACAUCGGCAUUCUCAUCGGAGACAACGAAGUCGCCAGGCAGUGGGUGAUGGCCGUCACGGCUGGCAUAUUUUUAUACGUUGCUUUAGGAGAAAUGCUACCGGAAUUGAGGGAACAUCACCAAGGAUCCCGUGCAAAGAUGCUACUGGUGAAGAACAUUGGAAUUCUUGCUGGUAUCGCCAUCAUGGUUCUCAUAUCCAUUUACGAACAAGAACUCGUAUGAUAGUUAGCUCUUUUCAUUUUAGUGUACAAAGUAGCCGACGCAGUGCAAGUGUCUUCCAAUCUGUAUUUAUAUCUUAACAUGAUUUUCACUUCAUCUGAAUUCGUCAGUUUCAUGAACUAUGAUUGAAGGAUUUGUGAUUGCAAUAUGUGUCAUAAUGAAUCAUAAUAAAGAUCUUAACCCUUAAGCUUGUUGCUGGCUGUGUAUGAAAUAGAAGCAUUUUAUAGAAAGAUCUUUUAUAUAUAUAUAUGAUGGAAAUACUGUGCUGGAAUUUUUUCCACUUUUACACAAAAAUUCAUAUUUUGUAUGAAAGAGAAAAUAUUCAUGUUUCGUUAGUGAUUUUUUUUAAUUCAUGAAAUCAUUAACAUCUUACACCCUUCGAUUAUUUAACUUUUGGUUAACUUCCACGACAAAUGUUAUCGCUUCUUUGUUCGCGUAUCUGAUGACAAUCAUUAGGAACUCAAAUUGAUUUAGAAAAAUUAUACAUUGUAUAUGAAGCUCAAUUAAUAUUUCUAAACAUCAUUUAAGUUUUAAUUGGGGAAAGCUUUCAAUCUGAUUUAAUUUUAAAUAACUCUAAUUACUUACUGUGGAUAAAGUUUCUUGUUUCUUUCUGAAAAGUUGAAAAUAUUUCCAACUGUUUCCCCCACCCCUUUUUUUUUCAUUGAUUUAAAAAGGGUUAGAAAAACAGUUCUUGUAUGUGUGUGUUUUUAUUGAAUCCUCGUUUUAAGAGAAUAUUUUUAGAUUUCGUAAAGCUGUCAAGACAAACAUUACAUUUUUAAUGUAUUAUAUUUUACCUGAAAUUCAUAAAAUGCUUUGAUUUCAUAACCUGUCUGUAACAAGCAUAAUAAAUUUAAAAGAAAUGAUAAUUUCAACGGUGAAAUCUGUUCUUUUAAAGUGAAUUUAAUGAACAGAAUUCAAUAAAUUAAUGAAUUCAUAAGAGAACAUUCCAGGAAUAAGGAAUCUCGAUUUAAUGACUAAAUGGAACGAAAGUAUACAAGUGUGGGUGACAUAUCAUUUAAUGUAGCUCAUUACAAAUACUUAUUAGAAGAAGGGGAGGGGAGGUCAUGUACAAAAUCAGACUUUAUUCUUUAAAUCCCAAUCCAAUUGGAAGUUCAUUCCAUCGAGAAUUAACAUGUGAAAGAACGAUGUGAUAAUUUUGAAAAACAGUAUCUGAUUAACUAAAGGGUCUGUUAUUUUUAAAAAAUUAGUGAUUGAUACAAAGAAUUGUUGAAAAGUUCCUAUGAAUCGAAUGAUUGUUGUUAUUUGCAGCUGAAUGUUGAAAAUGAGAUUUCAUCAUGACUAUGUUGAUAUUUAUGACAUUUUUAUGAUGUCUAGUCUUGCGUAUAGAUCAUCAUCAUCUGUGUUUUAUCAUUUAUUGUUUUGAAUUGCUAGAAAUUGUAAGAAUAAGCAGCUUAAACAAAUUAUCUAUUCUUCAUACGUUUUUGUAUGAUGUAUUGUUUAGUGUUAUCAUGAUUUUGCUAUACAUUUUUGAAAAAAAUAGACCUUUGGUAUUUUUUAAGGUGAU
This is a messenger RNA of Argiope bruennichi, 4261 nucleotides long. RefSeq names its product zinc transporter ZIP6-like. The transcript is spliced from 13 exons. Gene Ontology annotation, molecular function: zinc ion transmembrane transporter activity. Lineage: Eukaryota; Metazoa; Arthropoda; Arachnida; Araneae; Araneidae. Gene Ontology annotation, biological process: intracellular zinc ion homeostasis; zinc ion import across plasma membrane. The coding region runs from base 49 to 2739 and encodes 896 amino acids. Gene Ontology annotation, cellular component: membrane. The record is from RefSeq and is a predicted model, not a curated record.